CCACCGAAGAAGAGAAAUACGAUGCCACGAAGUAUUCAAAGCCUAGCUAUCUUCCCAUAGCCGGGAAUUACAAUGACGGGAUGAACAUCUUAUUCUAUGUGCGAAUGGAGGAAGAAAACCAGAUUGGGUUGUACGAAUUAUAUUUCCACAACUGUGAAAACUUGGGACCUCAGGAAGCGAAUGUAAAGUCAGCAAGAGCAGCAUUUACGGCUCACAUUAUUGAGAGGAACAUGGAUAGUUAUCUCUCAGCUGGGGACAUGGCGUUGCCAAUGAUGUACGGCAUUAUAUCGGCAAUGUUCUUUCUCAUCGGCUGUAUUUGGUUGAGAUUGAUCUGUACUACACAAGAAAAAGUCUUCAAGAUCCAUUACCUGAUGGCUGCUAUUAUAUUUGUGAAAGGGCUUUCUGUGAUGUUUCAUUCUCUGGACUAUUAUUUCAUUGCAAAAGAUGGGAGAACUGAAGCCUGGGCCGUCAUUUAUUACAUCGUCCAUUUAUUGAAAGGCAUUCUCCUGAUCAUCUGUCUCUUGCUAAUCGGCACAGGAUGGGCGUUCAUUAAAUACCUUCUAAGCGAUCGAGACAAGAAAUUGUUUAUGAUUGUCAUACCCAUGCAGGUCAUGGUAAACGUAGCCUAUAUUAUUAUGGAAGAAACAGAGGAGGGAAACAAGUCCUAUUACACCUGGAAAAAUAUUGUUAUAUUGGUUGAUAUCCUGUGCUGUGGAGCCAUACUGGUGCCUGUUGUAUGGUCGAUUCGCCACCUUCAAGAAGCCUCACAAACAGAUGGGAAAGCUGCAAUGAAUCUCGCAAAACUAGAACUUUUCAGGCAUUUUUAUAUUUUGGUUGUCUGUUAUCUCUAUUUCACAAGAAUAAUUGUCUAUCUACUGGAAAUCACACUGCCAUUCCAACUCAUAUGGGUUCAUGCUCUAUUCUCUGAAGCCGGAGCUUUCAUAUUCUUCGCGAUCACCGGGUACAAAUUUCGCCCUGGGUGUGAUAACCCGUACUUGAAGCUGGACCAGUAUGACAGUGAUGAAGACCCAGAGGAAGCAAUAACACAGUCUGGAGCUACAGAGAACAUAACCAGAGUAAAUCAAAGGGACAAAGAUGUUGAUGAAACUGAUGAAUUUGAUAUUCUGCUGCCUAAACAAAGGACAACUAAAGUUUGACCUGAUGUAACCUUUUGUAGAGGGUACUUCAGGACAAUGACAUGGAAUAACUUUAGAGUUUACACAAGUUCAAACAGUGUUUCAAAUUCCAUAUUGUUCUAUUUUUUCAAUGUUAGUCAAACGUGCGCUUGUCCUGGAAUACUUUGACCAAUAGGGAACUUGCUUUAGAAAUAGGUUACCCUAAGUCAGGGGUCGGCAACCUAUGGCCAUCCGGCCCGCAACGCUUCACUGAAUUUUAGUAACAAAACAGCCGUUUUGGCGAUUAUAUUCUUUAGACUGUAUCAUAACCUAACAAGUACAUAAUUCACAUUUACUCGUUAAUGAGCAUAUAAUUAGAUUAUUACUAGACAAAUGGCAAGAAAAUGCAGAAAAGUUGAUGCUAAGUGCAAAGCGUUCAAUGGCGCUGAAAAUAUUCAAAUGGCAUUUUAUGAGAUGCAAUAAGGAAACAAGAGAGCUAUGCUCAAAUAUAUGGACACGUAGCG
Molecule: messenger RNA, 1639 nt
Organism: Styela clava
Lineage: Eukaryota; Metazoa; Chordata; Ascidiacea; Stolidobranchia; Styelidae
Product: protein GPR107-like
Biological process (GO): transport
Cellular component (GO): Golgi apparatus; membrane
Source: RefSeq, a predicted model, not a curated record